CAUCAGUUGACACGAGGAGGCCAUGGAUGAACAGAUCAUCCAUAUUCUGAAGAUUAAAUUUACCAUCUGUUCGUUGUGAGGGUGGCAAUGACGUUGAGGCCGGAGCUACAGAUUUCAAUGUCAAUGCAGGCUUUAUCCACUCUGCACAUUUUCAUUUUAGACUUGUCGAUGGGUCGUUGUCUAGAUUGUCUCUUUCUCGGCGUAAACAGCAGCCUAGAAAAUGUAAAAUCAGUACGUUUUCCAGUUGUCUUUGCCGCGAUCAGAAUGAAGAUUCAUUUGACGGGCGGCGGGGACGUAUGGUUUGAUCCAGCGGCAAACAAUUUCUAUGUUCUUAUAAAUUGGUUUCAAUCACUGAAACAAAGACUCCAUCGCUUUUCUUCCCACUAUGCACAAUGGAGAAUCAACCAAACAAAGCAGCAGUUUCUCUGGUGUUUGCUGUCAAUCAACAGAGGUUUGAGCUCUCCUCUGUUGACCCUUCCAUUACUCUGCUUCACUUUCUGCGCCACCAUACUUCUUUCAAGAGUGUCAAGCUUGGCUGUGGUGAAGGCGGUUGUGGUGCUUGUGUUGUUCUAUUGUCCAAAUACGAUCCUGUGUUAGAUAAGGUCGAAGAUUUUACAGUAAGCUCAUGCCUCACCUUGCUUGGUAGUAUACAUGGCUGUUCAAUUACAACCAGUGAAGGUAUUGGGAAUUGCAAGGAUGGUUUCCACUCAAUUCAUCAAAGAUUUGCUGGCUUUCAUGCUUCUCAGUGUGGCUUUUGUACCCCUGGAAUGUGUGUUUCACUUUUUUCUGCUCUCGUCAAGGCUGAAAAGACCAAUCGACCUGAGCCCUCACCGGGAUUCUCGAAACUUACGGUUUCUGAAGCCGAAAAGGCUAUUUCUGGAAACCUCUGCCGCUGUACAGGAUACAGGCCAAUUGCUGAUGCCUGUAAGAGUUUUGCUUCUGAUGUUGACAUGGAGGAUUUGGGGUUAAACGCGUUCUGGAAAAAGGGAUGUGGUGAGGAAGAGAAAUCGAGUAAAUUGCCUCCUUAUGAUCCAAAUAAUGGACCGUGCUUAUUUCCUGAAUUUUUAAAAAAGGAAAUAAGGUCUAUCCCUUUUGUCGACUCUAAGGGAUGUUCCUGGCUUAAUCCCCUUAGUAUUAAGGAUCUAAACAGAUUACUGGGAUGUGAUGAUUCUAGUAAUAUAAGCAAAACGAAGUUAGUCGUUGGCAACACCGAAGUUGGCUACUACAAAGAAUUUGAACGUGUUGAUAGAUACAUUAAUCUUAAAUUCAUCCCUGAGCUUUCUGUUAUCAGAAAGGAUUCAACAGGAAUAGAGAUUGGUGCGACGGUGACAAUUGCAAAAGCUAUUGAAGCUCUGAAAAAUAAUAACCAUGAAAGCUCGUCAAUAGGCGAGCUAGUGUUCAAUAAACUGGCCGAGCACAUGGAGAAAAUUGCUUCGAGUUUUGUACGAAAUACUGCCAGCAUUGGAGGAAAUUUAAUGAUGGCACAAAGAAAACAAUUUCCCUCAGAUAUUGCCACAAUACUUCUUGCUGCAGGUUCCAUGAUAAGUAUAUUAACUGGUUCCAGCCAAGAAACGAUUAUGUUGGAUGAGUUUCUCAAGAGACCUCCAUUGGGUCCUAAAUGUGUACUUUUAAGUGUUAAGAUUCCAAAUUGGGAUUCAGUUAAGGACGUUGAUUCAAAUGAUGCUACUGUCAUGUUUGAUAGUUUUAGAGCGUCGCCACGACCCCUUGGUAAUGCACUGCCGUACCUAAACGCUGCUUUCUUAGCUGCAAUCUCCCCAUGUAAAAAUUCCAACGGGAUCGUAUUAAAUAGCUGUCACCUGGCUUUUGGAGCAUAUGGGACCAAACAUGCCAUUAGAGCAAGAAAUAUUGAAGAAUUUCUAGCUGGAAAAGUUAUUGAUUAUAAUGUCAUAUAUGAAGCUAUCUCAUUGACUGGAGCCACUAUAGUUCCUGAAAAGGGCACUGCAUGUCCUGCUUAUAGGACAAGCUUAGCAGUUGGCUUCCUUUUUGUGUUCUUAAGUUCCUUGGUUGAUGAAAAGGCUGCAAUCGAUAGAGAUCACCUAGAUGGAUGCAGGAAUGCUUCGUCAACACGACCUGAAAGAUUUAACUUGAACCACGGUUCACUUGGUUAUAAUAAGACGGCUACUCUACUAUCAUCUGGAAAGCAGACACUGGAAUUGAGUUCAGAAUAUUAUCCAGUCGGAGAUGCCAUUAUAAAAUCUGGAGCUGCCAUUCAAGCUUCAGGUGAGGCUAUCUAUGUGGACGAUAUUCCUUCACCAACAAAUUGCCUAUAUGGAGCAUUCAUAUAUAGCUCAAAGCCUUUGGCACGGGUAAAGGGUCUUACUUUUCCUCCCAAAUCACAACCAGAGGGAGUUGUCGCUGUUAUUUCCGCCAGAGAUAUUCCUGUGGGUGGACAGAACAUUGGAACUAGAACCAUGUUUGGUGACGAAAUUCUAUUUGGAGAUAAGUUGACUGAGUGUGCUAGUCUGCCACUUGCCUUCGUGGUUGCAGAUACUCAGAAACAUGCAGAUGUGGCUGCAGAAUAUGCAGUAGUGGAUUAUGACACACAUAAUUUGGAAGCACCUAUUCUUUCUGUAGAAGAUGCUGUUAAGAGGUCAAGCUUCUUUGAAGUUCCUUCAUUUUUAAUUCCAAAACAGGUUGGUGAUAUAUCAAAAGGAAUGGCUGAAGCAGAUUACCAUAUUAACGCGGCUCAGAUCAGACUUGGAUCACAAUAUUAUUUUUAUAUGGAGACCCAUUCUGCACUUGCCAUUCCAGAUGAAGAUAACUGCAUGGUAGUCUACAGUUCAAGUCAAUGGCCUGUUAAUGCCCAUUUUGUUAUUGCAAAGUGCCUCAGUGUUCCUGAACAUAAUGUCCGUGUAAUUACGAGAAGGGUUGGAGGAGGCUUUGGUGGAAAGGCCAUGAAGUCUAUGGUUGUUGCUUCAGCAUGUGCACUUGCAGCUCACAAGUUAUGUCGUCCUGUCAGGAUUUACAUGAAUCGAAAGACUGACAUGGUAAUGGCAGGAGGGAGACAUCCAAUGAAAGUAACUUACAAUGUGGGUUUCAAAUCUAACGGUAAAAUUACAGGAUGUCAAUUAGAUAUAUUGGUUGAUGCAGGGAUGAGUAUUGAUGUAAGUCCAAUUAUGCCACAAACCAUUGUCAAUGGACUUAAGAAGUAUGAUUGGGGUGCUUUAUCUGUUGAUAUAAAAGUAUGCAAGACAAACAAUCCAAGCAGAUCUACAAUGCGAGCCCCUGGGCUGGCACAAGGAUCCUUUAUUGCUGAAGCGAUAAUUGAACAUGUAGCGUCUACUCUUUGCAUGGAUGUCGAUACUGUCCGGAGAGUAAAUAUGCAUACAUUUAGCAGCCUCAAAAAAUUCUACAAGAAUGCAGGUGAACCUCAAGAUUACACCUUACCUUCCAUUUGGGAUAGGUUGGCCACAUCUUCAUGCUUAGAACAAAGAACUGAAAUGGUAGAUAAAUUUAAUAGCUGCAACACUUGGAAAAAAAGAGGUCUUUCUCGAAUUCCUGUCGUGCAAGGAAUGACAUUGAGACCAACCCCAGGGAAAGUGAGCAUUCUAACUGAUGGUUCUGUUGCUGUGGAAGUUGGGGGUAUUGAAAUUGGUCAGGGGCUGUGGACAAAGGUGAGACAGAUGGUUACAUAUGCCCUUAGCUCAAUUAAAUGUGAUGGAACCAGUGACCUGUUGGAAAAGGUGAGAGUGGUUCAAUCUGAUACCAUUGGCUUAAUACAAGGAGGGGGUACAUAUGCGAGUACUACCUCCGAAUCAAGCUGUGAGGCAGUUAGACUUUGCUGCAAUAUAUUGGUGGAGAGACUAACACCUCUCAAGAAAAGGCUGGAGGAGAGUGGUUCGGUUAAAUGGGAUGUGCUUAUAAGUCAGGCAAACUUGCAAGCCGUGAAUUUAUCAGUUAAUUCUUUGUAUGUCCCAGACUUUGUUUCAAGCAGCUACUUAAACUAUGGAGUUGCAGUGAGUGAGGUGGAACUUGAUCUUCUCACUGGAGAAACCACAAUUUUGCGUUCAGAUAUUAUCCAGGAUUGUGGACGAAGCCUCAAUCCUGCUGUGGACUUGGGACAGAUUGAAGGAGCCUUUGUUCAAGGAAUUGGAUUUUAUAUGUCAGAGGAAUACCUGACAAAUCCUGAUGGACUAGUUAUUACUAACAGCACAUGGACUUACAAAAUUCCUACAAUUGACACCAUACCAAAACAGCUCAACGUCGAAAUUUUGAACUCUGGACGUCAUAAAAACCACAUUCUCUCUUCAAAAGCUUCAGGAGAACCACCAUUGCUUCUAGCUGCAUCAGUCCACUGUGCAGCACGAGCUGCUAUUAAAGAGGCACGAAAACAGAUAUGUACAUGGAAACAUCGAGAUGAGUCUGAUUACACGUUCCAGCUAGAGGUUCCAGCUACCAUGCCUGUUGUUAAAGAGCUCUGUGGGCUGGACUCUGUGGAAAGUUACCUGAAAUGGAUCAAUGAAUUGAGAACCACAGCGAGCUGACCUGAAACUCUUCCCUCCCAAAACACAAGUCAUGCCAAUUAAUUCAAGAUAAUGCAUGUAAUGUGAAAAUGCGAUCAGUCUAUGAGGUAAUGCACUCUCUCAUUUUCUAA
Cucurbita maxima (winter squash) is the source of this 4615-nucleotide messenger RNA. Its product is annotated as indole-3-acetaldehyde oxidase-like. Gene Ontology annotation, molecular function: 2 iron, 2 sulfur cluster binding; oxidoreductase activity; iron ion binding. The record is from RefSeq and is a predicted model, not a curated record. NCBI's taxonomy places the organism in Eukaryota, Viridiplantae, Streptophyta, Magnoliopsida, Cucurbitales, Cucurbitaceae. The transcript is spliced from 10 exons. Bases 393 to 4505 code for a protein of 1370 amino acids.